UAAUCCCUCAUUGGGAAUUUUUACCCCCUCAAAGUUCCUGUUCACCCCAAUUAAAUUUUCCAUCCAGCUUCAGGAGAUGUAGAAGAUAUCCCUUUUUCUUUCCAUCACCUCCAAGAAAUGCAGUCCCUUGGCUCUCCUUUUUGACAACAUCUAGCUUGCGAUUGUUUUUUUUUAACUCCCCAACCCACUUUGAAUUUUCAACAUUAUUGGAGGAAAAAAAACUGGAAUCAAUUAAAAGGACAUUUUCUAACAUCGACCAAUUUUAAAAAGCAGUUUAAUGGGAACAGGUCUCUUCACCCUGUUCAGUCUUUACUCAUCGGUCAAGUAUUCCUUCAGGAUCCACAUAGUGCGGAGUGACCCUUCAAGAAGUGCUUGAGAUCACCAGGAAACAUCUCAGCCACAGUAGGGAGAUUCACGUAAAGCCUGUCGCAGGCAUCCGGGACGAGAUCCCAGCAUCGCUGAAGAGCUCCUGACCUGGAAGAGUACAGACUUGUGCCAGUACGACCAUGCAAGGAAAUGACUGCUAUUUCUACUACUACUCAACCUGUAGUAAGGGUGACAGCUGCCCUUUUCGUCACUGCGAGGCUGCCAUUGGUAGCGAGACUGUCUGCACCCUAUGGCAAGAGCAGAUGUGCUUCCGCAAAAUCUGCAAGUUUCGCCACAUGGAAAUAAAGAAAAACCGUAAGGAGAUCCCAUGCUAUUGGGAGAACCAGCCGGAAGGUUGCCAGAAACCUCACUGUGCUUUCCAUCAUGUGAAGUCACGCAUCAUUGAUGGGAAUUGUUUCCCUCCAGAUGAAGGGCAAGUAGUCCAGAAGGAAAAAGAUGAUGUCCCACACGAGGACCAAGUCAUCCAACUCUCUUCACCAUUUGCACCCCCCACCAACCCACAGCUUAGAGGAGUCAUUAGAAAUGAGACCCAAGAAAAUGUGCCCAGCCCUACACAUCCACCAGUGGUCAUCAACCCUGUGGAUGAUGAUGAUGAUGAAGAUGACCAGUUCGCAGAGGAAGGAGAUGAAUCGCUUGGAGGCUCACCCAGGAAACUGAUCACAAAUGAUUCUCUGAACUUUGGAAUCCAGACACUAGAGGAGAUCAGAUUGAGGAAAGCACUUUUGGCCAAUCUAAAAAUGACUGGGCAGUCCACAUUGCAAGGUGCUGAUCAAAGCAAAGGAACUGCUGUUGAAACGGAAAAAAUUCGAUCUCUCCCUCGGCCGGAAAUGAACAAUGCCAAGAUUGAUUCUUCUGUUAAUGAAAUUGGAAAGAGAAAAAUUACAGACAGACUUGGGAAAAGAAUUUUUGGAAGAGAUGUUCCUAUGGAAGGAGAAAUACCUUUGAAACGAAGCCUUGCUGAACGUCUUUGUGGAGUUGUUGGAUCCUCCGCAGAGCAUGCAGACACGCCACCACAGAAUACUCAGAAACCAGUGCGUGAAAGACUUGGAUUGACCACUGACCUCGCUACUAGUGGUAUGGAGACAAAGUCAUCUGGCGACAUUCGUAUAAAAUCCCUCAAGGAGAUUCGGCAAGAGAAAGCUGCCAGAACCGUCAAAGCGAGUAAAGUGGUGCAUGUUGUCAAAGAAGUCCCAUCAAAGGAGUCGAGCCCUUCCAAAAAAACUGCUGGUGGACCUCAAGUUAAGACUUUCUCUGAAAUCCUUCAUGAAAAGAAAAAACUACAGAAGGAAAAAGCCCAGGAAGUGAACGCUGCUGCUAGAAGCCCAGAGCGAAAUGAGGGCCCUUCCACUGUCGCUGCUGGGGUGGUGAGAGUGAAGACACUAGAGGAGAUACGAAGGGAGAAGGCUGCACGAAUGCAGGCACAACUUAAAGAGACGACAAACGACAAGGCCACAGCCUCUAGUGAGCCUAGUGGAGCUCCAAAGAGGCGCAUUCUGCGCAUUAACAAAACCUCACCAGCUGCAAACAAAGUGAGUCAGACAAAACUAGAUGCAUCUGACAAGAAACUGGAACCUGCAACAGAGGCAAAUGGAAAAGGGGACAACUCUGGCGAGACUGUUAAAGUGAAGUCGUUUGAGGAGAUCAUGCGAGAGAAGAGACUCCGCAAGCAGCAGGAGGAGCAAGGCACUUCCACCAUCCAGAAAGAAGCAGGGCCAGCUGCACCUGCUGCCUCACCACCAGCCUCUGAACCCUCCACCCAGCCUCAGACCUCAGUAGGACACCGCAUUACCCUCAAACCCAAAACCCCUCCAGUCCCUGCUGCUGUAGUGCCCCAGCAGAGCUCCCCUAAGCAAUCUGGGGAGAGUGCUCCAUCUUCAAAGACACUUAUGCCCUCAACCCCUGCAAUUAUACCUGUCCAGCUAACUGAGGGAACCAUUCAAACACUAGAGACCAAAGUGAAGCCUAAGGUCAAUGUGAAGCCAUCAGUGAUGAAGCCAGCAUAUCAGCCUGAACUGAAGAGGAAAGCUUCUAAGGUUCAUCACUCUGCUGUUGCUGAAGUGAAACCACAUAACACUGCCCAUCAAACGCCCUCAUUAUUGGAUAUUCCCAACAAGUGGCUAAAGGUGGCUUCACCUAACCAUGUGACGGACGUUCAGUCUGACACUCAGCAGGUGCCCUCCAACACUGAGGAUGUUAAAACAGUGCCUACGCUUGAGCCCAGCAGUACCACGUCAACAGCUUCUGAGACCGUUGCUGUCCCUAAAAGCCCUGUGAUCAGAACACCUAGUUUGCAGCUUUCUAGGCGGUCCAGUACGGCUGCUCGUACUCCCGCUGCUGUUGCCGUUAGCAGUUCAUCAGUGGACGACUUUGAAGACCUGUUAGAUGAAUUUACUGAUGAUCGGCUGGAGGAUGAUUUGGAAUUGGACCCGGGCAAGGGUGAGGACGACCUCCUUUUAGAACUCUCCGAGAUGAUCGACAAUUAGACAUUGAACGGUCUACAUCCCUUCACUUACAGGCCUGUGCCCUCUGCCCCAUACAAACCCACUGCCACUAAGGAUUAGAAAAGCCUUCAUGACUUUUAGUCUACAGCAUUUUAAAUUAAAAUGUUUUAUUUUCAAAUAAAUGUCUGUUUUUAUGGUUCUUUUUCUCACUUUUUUUUUUGUUUUUUUGUCAAUGUAAAUAUGAUUUUGUCAUCAAAUUGUACUCGAUUAACUGGUUUUGCCCCCUCAAUUUUCUUGUAUUUUACUUCUGUUGUCAAAAAAGGAAAAACCUUUGUUCUGAUGUUGCAGGUAUUGUUUAACAAGCCACCGUUGUAACAGCCUCGGGUAUAUUGUGUUGGAAGUCAUAUAGCACUAGCACACAAAUCAUGUUACAAAGGAAGUUUUCACUUGUGUACUAUGUAUACUGAAAGUAGUUUUGCAAGGCCACACCCUUCUUAAUAUUGUCUUUGAUUCACAUGUUUAUAAAGUGAGUCAUUAAGUGUUCCUUUGCCUGUGUUCAUUUUUGAGAAGAUUAUUUUAAUGGAAAAUUUCCCUCAUCUUUGUAUCUUAUAUCUGUCUGUUGUUUAUUGAUCUGACAUGGAACUAAAGGACAGGGAUCCUGCAUUUAUUUUUUUCUCCCCUUCGGGUAGAAGCAAUUCUAUUGCAAAUUUUACACUCAUUUUAAUUGCCUUGUGAACACCUGUACAUUUUCACCUCUAGUAGUUCAUGUGAAAUUGGUUUAAUGUGUUUUAGCAAUCAUGUACCUUCUCGGACUUCUGAUUUCAGUAAGAGGAAUGUAAAUAAGAAAAAGCUGUAUUCUCAGGGAAAACGUUUCAGCAUUGGAACUGCUUAUCUUUAUAUCCUUUUCAUGUUUUAUUUGGAACAGUCUUGUCCAUCCAUGUCAUCCAAGCUUCCUUUUUAUCAAGUUUGAACUUGUGUCAUGCAUUCAAAUCUUGGAUGUGAAAUGUAUUUUCUGCUGGUGGAUGUGCCUAUUCUUGAAUGGCACCUCUACAAACCAUCUUUGUAAAUAAAAUGUCUUUAUGAGAAUA
This is a messenger RNA of Myxocyprinus asiaticus (Chinese sucker), 3916 nucleotides long. RefSeq names its product zinc finger CCCH domain-containing protein 11A-like. The coding region runs from base 507 to 2870 and encodes 787 amino acids. The transcript is spliced from 16 exons. NCBI's taxonomy places the organism in Eukaryota, Metazoa, Chordata, Actinopteri, Cypriniformes, Catostomidae. Gene Ontology annotation, molecular function: metal ion binding. The record is from RefSeq and is a predicted model, not a curated record.